Rhizoctonia solani is the source of this 3000-nucleotide messenger RNA. RefSeq names its product potassium/sodium transporter. Bases 1 to 3000 code for a protein of 999 amino acids. NCBI's taxonomy places the organism in Eukaryota, Fungi, Basidiomycota, Agaricomycetes, Cantharellales, Ceratobasidiaceae. The record is from RefSeq and is a predicted model, not a curated record. Gene Ontology annotation, biological process: intracellular potassium ion homeostasis; potassium ion import across plasma membrane. The transcript has 18 exons. Gene Ontology annotation, molecular function: high-affinity potassium ion transmembrane transporter activity. Gene Ontology annotation, cellular component: plasma membrane.
AUGGCUGGUGGAUUUAGGACGACUUGGAAAAACUUUUAUAAAUCAUUAAACUUUUUCAGGUUACAUGUUCUGUUCUUUAUAUUUACCCCUCUCAUAUCUGCUUCUAUAUUAUAUGCUGCCAACGGCCUCUACCCCAUCAGCUUUAUUGAUGCGCUCUUCAAUUGCGUCAGCGCCAUGACCGUGACUGGCCUGGCCACCAUCGACCUAUCAGCUCACGGGAUUUCAGCAAUCCAUUUUUGUACACUCGCCGACGUUUCUUUCGGAACAAACUGUCAUAUCAUUGCAGAGGAACUCAAGCGAGAACGGCAAGGUGGAAUCAUAGCUGCUAUGCGUGAGCGCACAAUGUCCAUUUCUCGAUCAUUAUCACGCGAUCACCAAGCUCAGGUGGGAGGCGCAUCGCCAACUGACAUACAUGGGAAACAUUGCUCCCGGCCGGGGUUAUUGGGGCGGUUCGCGAACUGGGCUUUUCCGGCAGCGUCCCCGGGCAAGUCGCCAAGUAGUACGAUGUCGGGUGCGGCAACUCCAUCCUCGGAUAGAACAAAGCGCAAAACUGGGCUUGCACAGCGAUUGCGAACCGAUAUGAUUCGGCGGACUGAAGCCGAGCCUCAGCGUGUGGAUCCGAUGGGGGGAAUAGGAGGCUUAAUGGUCGAUGACAUCGGAGGAAAGGGGAAAGCGCGCGAACUUAGUGGCCAGCAGUUCCCGGAAAAAGGCGACCAAUUCAAUCAUGGUGGAGAAGUACAUCAUGUCAUUACGGGGUCGUCUGGCUCACAAACACGCUACGGUGGCGACAACUCAUCAAACCCAUCACUGCACCGCACGAAUUCUUUGCGGUCGACUGAGGCCGAGAGGAUGGCUGAUGACGAUACAAGUCUUGCGCAGACCCUUGCCAUGCCUAGCCGACAUAGCAAUGGAACGAUACCAACCCCCCACAGACCAGAGUAUGACAUGGCGCCGAACCCUGCCAACCUUUCGCCCCGUCAUAUUGACGACCGAGACGGAAUUCUUUUGCAUCCCGAUGCGGACAGAAAUAUGGAUAUCAUUGAGGGUGAUUCUGAAGGCUUGGACCGCGCGACUAGGAACCAGAGUUUCGUCCAGUCCCGUCAGAUUCAGGCCGCCGCCAAUCCGAGUCAAUCCGAGCACCAUUGGCGAAGAGCGGCUCUCUCCAAGCCAGGUGGCCAUGAACGGCACCCUAGUGAGGCGGUCACACAGAGAGAGCCGGGUACUGGCAUAGGCGAGUUUCCUCGGAACCAGACAAUCGAGUUUGUCAAUACACCUCAUGUGCGUGGCAGAGCGACGGCCAGACGUCAGUCUGCGGGCGUCAAUUCGGAGCGAGAACGAGCUCGGUUCCGAAACUUCAGUUUAGGAGGAUCGAGCAACGCGGCUCCUGCGGGUUCUGAUGCUGAAGACACGAGCAGCGCUAAUAUGGAGUUGGUACUAGUAGCAUUGGGCAUGGAAAUUAUGGGAGGGGCCGUGCAUCGAGCGCUGCGACCCUGCCCCUAUCUUACUCUUGCCGUCUAUGGACAACGAAUGGGCUCUGUUUCUACCGCUUAUUUUCCUCGAACUGCAACCGGAAGGUCGCAUGGGACCACACGGAUGAACCCGUCUGCCCAGUUACCCUCUCAUCAAUCUGGAUACGGUGGUUUUCCUAUGCCACAUGAGCUCAUUGGGCAGGGAAUUAAACGCUUCUUUCCUCAAACGAUGACGAUAACUCGUACCUUGACUGUGGGGAGUGGGGGAGGCGAACCUCGUCAAGUCCCAUAUAUCACAUUCGAUGCAGUCGUCGGCCGUAAUUCCCAGUUUCAUGAUUUGACUCAGGAAGAGCAAGAAGAACUCGGCGGUGUUGAGUACAGAGCCCUGGGCGCUCUUUUAUGGAUUGUUCCAGUGUACCACUUGGUAUCCAGCUUUUCGGCUUCGUGGUCUUUGCACCUUAUUCGAGUAUGUCAAAAUGGGCCCCUAUCUUUCGUGAACAGCAGCAUCGCUACGUUCCCCCCACUUGCCAAUUUUCUUGCGUUUUUCAUAUGGCUAUUAAGCAAGGUGGUCGGUAAACGGACACACGAGACAUUGUCAUUCCUCUUGGACCACCCACGUCGAUGCUUUAUCUAUCUGUUUCCUAGCCACCAAACAUGGUUCUUGUUAAUCGUCUUGGUAACUAUGGUUCUCACCGACUGGAUCUCCUUUAUGGUUCUCGACAUAGGAAACGACGUCUUUGAGUCAAUUCCUGUUGGGACACGUAUCGCGCUUGGGCUAUUGCAGGCUGGAGCGGUCAGGGCUGCUGGCUUCGCAUCUGUUUCUAUAUCAGCCCUUGCGCCUGCAGUCAAAGUCCUUUAUGUUACAAUGAUGUACGUUGCCGUAUAUCCAAUUGCAUUGUCCGUUCGUGCAACCAAUGUGUACGAAGAACAAUCACUCGGGAUAUAUCUCGAUGGUGAUGAAGAGGAGCCAAAUAAUCCUUCCAAUGCUUAUUCAUGGGGGAGUUACCUCGCUUGGCACGCACGAAGACAACUAUCACGCGCUGAGAUCAUGAAUCCUAAUUCUGAACAUUGGUUUGAUAUCUUCACAAUCAUCUUCGAGCUGGUUUCUGCUUAUGGGACGGUCGGGCUUUCCUUGGGGUUACCUACAGCCAACUACUCAUUUUCUGGAGCAUUGAAGCCCUUGUCAAAGUUUAUCAUCUGUCUUGUCAUGUUGCGAGGAAGACACCGAGGCCUUCCGCAUGCGAUUGAUCGAGCGGUUGUUCUUCCCUGGGAAUUAAUGGGACGUCAAGGUCAAAACCGUAGUUUUAAUGGCCUUGAUACGUUGGGAAAUCGCCAAAGUAUGACAGCUGAACCUGGUUCAUUUGAAGGCCAUUCAACUAGCCGUGCCCCGACAACAGCACACGGCGGUGUCGACUUGAAGCAUCGAGGAAAUACCAUACUUUCUCCGGUGCGCGAGGUCCUUACACCAGUCACUAGUGUCACGGGGACACCACGAGCAACGUUCAGUGCAUUGGGAUCUGGAGGAAAUUAG